Messenger RNA from Papaver somniferum (opium poppy), 1754 nucleotides. Its product is annotated as probable inactive patatin-like protein 9. Bases 205 to 1419 code for a protein of 404 amino acids. The transcript has 2 exons. The record is from RefSeq and is a predicted model, not a curated record. NCBI's taxonomy places the organism in Eukaryota, Viridiplantae, Streptophyta, Magnoliopsida, Ranunculales, Papaveraceae. Gene Ontology annotation, biological process: lipid metabolic process.
CUACUUCUCUCAGUUCGAGAAAAAGAAAAGAAAAAAAAACCUCUAAAUAUAUCCUCCCAUUAAUGUUUCUCAGCUAAGAAACGUGAUCUCUCUUUUCUUUUACUCAGUACUUCACGAUCGAUCUGUUUAUUAAUAACAGGUCUUGUUCUUUCCUUGUUAUUGUGAGCGAGGUUAGUAGCAACUCAGCUGAAGAAAUAUUUUGUGAUGGAUAUAAGUAAACUAACAUUAGAUAUUUUUACAAAACUAGAACAAAAAUGGUUACUAUCAAAUUGUGAAGAGAAGAAAACAAGAAUUUUAAGUAUAGAUGGAGGAGGAACAAAGGGUUUUAUUUCUGGAUCAAGCCUGAUACAUCUUGAAGAUCAGAUCCAAGAGAGAACUGGUGAUCCUAAUUCACGCAUUUCCGAUUUCUUCGACAUUGUUGCUGGUACUGGCAUUGGCGCAUUAUAUGCUGCAAUGUUAGUUGCUGAUGAUGGUGAAGGUCGUCCGUUGUUUACAGCUAAAUCAGCUGUUAAAUUAGUUACUGAAAAACAAUCUAAAAUGUUUAAAGUAAAGAACGUUGGUGUUUUUCGCCGUCACCGGAGAUAUUCGUGUAAAAACAUUGAUAAAGUGUUAAAACAAACACUGACUAAAGAUGAUGGUAAGGUUUUAACACUCAAGGAUACGUGUAAGCCAUUGUUGAUUCCUUGCUAUGAUUUGAAAAGUUCAGGUCCUUUUGUUUUCUCAAGAGCUGAUGCCAUAGAAUCAGAUAGUUUUGAUUUUGAGUUAUGGAAAGUAUGUCGAGCAACAUCAGCAACGCCGAAAAUGUUUAAGCCGUAUGAGUUAAUGUCUGUGGAUGAAAAAACUUGUUGUUUAGCUAUUGAUGGUGGAUUAGUUAUGAAUAAUCCAACUUCUGCUGCUGUUACUCAUGUUUUACACAAUAAACGGGAUUUCCCGUCUGUUAAUGGAGUUGAAGACUUGUAUGUUUUAUCGUUAGGUAAUGGCCCGUUGAGUAAUCCGUUAAAAGAGAAAGUUGGUAGUAACGGAGAAUGUUCAGUACCUGCACUCGUUGAUAUUGUUCUUGAUGGGGUUUCUGAAACUGUUGAUCAAAUGCUUGGAAAUGCAUUUUGUUGGAAUCAAUCAGAUUACGUCCGUAUCCAGGCACACGGUAUUAUGACCGAGAAAAUGGAGACAGUAACGGAAGAUUUAUUGAGAGAAAGAGGAGUCGAAUCAUUGCCAUUUGGAGGGAAACGGUUACUGACAGAGACCAACGGGCAAAGAAUAGACAAGUUUGUUCAACGGCUUGUUGCAUCAGGAAGAAGUAGCUUGCCCCCAAGUCCGUGCAAACAAAUCUCAGUUAGCCCUCUAGUCAACGGGAGAAAUAGUUUACCACCAAGUCCAUUCAAGGAACUCGGCGCUAACCCUCUUGUUAACGGCCGUUAGAUUGUCUCAUCUCUAUUUUCAGGGUUAAAUAUGAAUAAUAAUUAAAAUUAGGUUCUUUAAUUAACUUUAGUUUGAUUCUGUUUAUCUUUAGGUUUUGUCCCUAACUUUUAACUUCGGUAUCAAAAUCAACUUGCCUUGUUGAUCUUAGCUUAGUAGUAGACUAGUACUACUAGACUAGUAAUAGUAGUAGUGUUGCUGAUGUUGUUAGCUAGCUGUAGCCUUUAAUUAGAGCUUAUUAGUCAAAUCUUUAUUUGUAACAAUUUUCUAAUCGAACGAAGAAAAAAGUUUAUGUUCCCAAUUGAUGAUCAUCAAAGUUUAUGAUAUGAGAUAUUUUA